Moneuplotes crassus is the source of this 1594-nucleotide messenger RNA. Lineage: Eukaryota; Ciliophora; Spirotrichea; Euplotida; Euplotidae. The record is from the annotation of a GenBank genome assembly.
AUAAAAUGAAUUUAGAAGAGCCAAGCCCAUCCUACAAGUCAAAUGGCACUGCAAAGAAGAUAAUCUGGGGUAAAAGAACUAGACCAACACAGGAUCAAUCCAAACUUUUUGAAGGAUGUUUGUAUUCCACUUUUGUCAAAAAUUCAAACAAAUUACCCGUCAAGACCGUUCUAAUGAUUGUGAUACAGCUUCUGGAGCAGCUUGAAGGGUAUCAUGGGAAGGAUAAGUGAAGUGGACGUCUAGAAAUGAAGCAUAUAGAGGUCAGGUCUUGUGAGCAGAGAGACUAUGUCUACCUCUCACCUACUGCAUUCGGUUUAAGCCAAGAUUGUGAUGAUCAGGAUUCAUCGAGAAUUAUCACUAGUAUUAAUUAUGACCGUGGCCUGACUACUACGAAGAGAGAUGAUUUAGAGUGAAUCGCAUACCUUGCUAUACUUCUUCUAAAGGGAACCGUUCCUUGGAUCAAAUAUUGUGAUGCUACAGGUACACAAACCGGUAAAAAGGUUGCACGUGAGAAAGAGAAUUAUGGGUGGAAAAUGCUUAGCAAGGGGCUUCCAGUUGAAGUCUCACUGUUUCUUAAAUAUCUAAAUGACUUGGAUGAAAAGUCAUCUAUUUCAUACGAAAUAUGAAAAGAAUGAUUCUACUCAGAUGUUCUCCAGUGAUUCAUUGGCCUCCCUUGUCAGAAUUUUGAUUUAGUCUGGAGAGAUGAAGAGAGUGUAGUGUCUAGAAGUAAUGCUAGUGACGAAUUUUCUCUUGACUCUUCUGAGUCUUUUGACCCAAUGGCUGCGAAGAUUGUCGAGCAUCAGGCUAUGGAGUACAGAAAGAAAGCCAGUGUUCCAGUUCGCAAAACUUUCAAUAUGAACACCAUCGAAGAAGAGAAGGGAUUUCCAGGGAUUACGAAGCAUAAUCCUGAUAAUCACUCGAAGAAAUAUUCGCACCCUGAUCGCUUAUUUCAGAAGGAAUUUAUUAAGGAUGAUGAUGCUCAAGUGGACUUUAGGCACUUAGGGGAUGAAGUAGGCGGAAUCGCAGGAAAAACAAGCUCUAAAGCAGGACAAAUGGAUGCGAAUAAUCUGUACUCAUCAAGUUCAAACAUAAAUUUUGCUUCAGAGUCGUUAGUGAAACAUAAGAUAAGGGAGUUUACGCAUCAUCCAAGUGUGUUUAUGAGGCACAAGAAGGUUAUAUAACCUUGUAACUCUGUUUAUUUAACCUUAUUUGGAUCCCUUAAUUUAUUCACAAGGACUUAAUGCAUUCUUAUAAUGAAAAUUUGAGAUCAAGUUGAGAAUUUUGUGAGGGUUUUGGGAAAACUGUAAACCACUAAAUCACCAGGAUAUUGUUAAAAGGGGUAGAUAUAUUCUAUGGCCAUAUUUGAGUGCUGGCUUACCUCUUCUUGCUUGUAUUUCUUAUUAGUAAUAUCCGUCAGAUUCGAUACAUGGCCAAAUGAGUGUGAUGCAAGGCUAAAGCUGAUUUUAACCUUAUUAUCAUAGUUUAAUAUUACUCUAUUGACCAAUGAAUUGAGACUACAGGUGUUGUAAUUGAGCAGAUUAUUUGGUGGUUGAAAAUGUUUCAAAUAUUUGAGAAGGAUUCUAAUUAGACACUU